Quercus lobata is the source of this 4140-nucleotide messenger RNA. RefSeq names its product translocase of chloroplast 120, chloroplastic-like. The coding region runs from base 143 to 3739 and encodes 1198 amino acids. Gene Ontology annotation, molecular function: GTPase activity; GTP binding. The transcript has 2 exons. Gene Ontology annotation, biological process: protein targeting to chloroplast. Gene Ontology annotation, cellular component: chloroplast outer membrane. NCBI's taxonomy places the organism in Eukaryota, Viridiplantae, Streptophyta, Magnoliopsida, Fagales, Fagaceae. The record is from RefSeq and is a predicted model, not a curated record.
CUCUCUCUACACACACACACAUUUCCUCUCUCUCUCUCUCUCUCUCUCAAAUUUGCACACUUUCUCUCUCUAAAAGCCUGUAUCUGUAUUAUCCAGAAUAGCAGGUUUUUUUGGAAGCAACAUUUUGAGGAUUUUUUCCGGGAUGGAAAAUGGUGUUGGGGUUGUUGAUGGGUAUGAAAAGGGAGAGAAGAGUGUGGAAGUUGGGGUGAUUGAGGGGAGAGUAGAGGAGGAAGGGAGGGUUGUGGUGGGGUCUGAUGAAGUUAAGGAUUUGGAUGGUGAGGAGGUUUUUGAGGAGGCAAUGAGUGACACAAAGGAUUUGGAGGAGCAUGAUUCAUUGGAUGGUGGGGUUGGUGGGGGAGAUAGGAAUGUUGAGGUGGUUGGUGAGUCGGGUUUGCGAGGGGUAGAUGACAAUUUGAAUGGUGGAUAUGAGGUUGAGAAGUUUGAGGAGGCGAGUGAGGUUGCAUCUUUGGAGGUGGUUGGGAGUAUUGAAGACAAGGUGGAAUCUUUGGUGGAUGGGAAGAGUGUUAAUGGGGUGGUGGUGGAGGAUGGGGUUGAUGAGGGAGGGACUGAAAAGGAGGUAGAGAAUGAUGAAUUUAAUGGGUCGAGGGAAGAUGUGGUUGUUGAUAGUGGAGAAAAUGGUGGAAAGGAGGUAUCUGAGAUUGGUGCUGGUGGAGAAGAGGAAGUCUUGAAGGGUGAGGAUGAAGUGGAUGUGAAGUCUGGUCUAGUGAUUGAAAAGUCUGAAGAUAAGGAUUCUGAUGAUGUGAAUUUGGAGCAAAUGACUGUAGAUGAAAAAGCAGAAAGUGGAGGUUGUGAUAAGUUGGAAGGAAGUGUUAUUGAGUCUCCUGUAGAAUCUGAAUUGAAUAGGGAGAUUUUGAAUGAAGGUGGUAAUGUUGAGGAACGGAAGGAGAAUAACUUGGGUACUGAAUGCCAAGACAACAGCAGCAGGGAACUGAAAGAUGCUAUAGCUGGCCUUGUUCCAACCUGCAAAGAUGAUAGCAGUGAUGUACCAAGGGACACUUCAUCUUAUAAGGACACAGAACAUCGGGAUUACAGGAAUGGGAAAGUGGAAGAUACUCAAGUUGGAGUGGAUUCCGAGCGUCAUGUGGAAACUUCUGAACUGAAAGACAUUUCAGUUGAUCUGCAUACAUCUGUGAAAGAAAUUUCAGUAAUUGAAAGCUCACCUUCUGCUGAAUUGUCUAAAACUGAGAAUUCUGAAAAGUUUCAGGGUGCUGCAACUGCCUUGAGAGGAGAGGAUAAUAAAGUUUCCCAACUUCAGCAUACUAAUGAAGAAGUUCAUGAAGCUUCCAACAGCCAUGUUGUGGCUGAGGAGAUUAAAACGAAGGUAGAAAAUACUCAGCAAGAGAAGAAAAGACCUGGAGGUAAUGGAGAAGAGGAGAUACAGCCAGCACCAGAGCUUGCUUCUUCAUUUGGAAAAUCCACAAAUCCUGCUCCCCCUGCUCGCCCUGCUGGCCUUGGUCGUGCUGCCCCACUAUUGGAACCUGCACCUCGGGUUGUUCAGCAGCCUCGUGUGAAUGGUAGUGCAUCUCAUAUGCAAAACCAGCAAAUCGAGGAUGCUGUUAAUGGGGAUGCUGAGGAGUAUGAUGAGACUCGGGAAAAACUCCAAAUGAUAAGAGUGAAAUUUUUACGGCUUGCACAUAGGCUUGGACAGACUCCCCAUAAUGUUGUUGUGGCACAGGUUUUGUACAGACUGGGAUUAGCUGAGCAGUUGCGAGGGAGAAAUGGGGGUCGUGUUGGUGCGUUUAGCUUUGACCGUGCGAGUGCAAUGGCAGAGCAGCUUGAGGCAGCAGGGCAGGAGCCCCUUGAUUUCUCUUGUACAAUUAUGGUCCUUGGGAAGACAGGAGUUGGUAAAAGUGCAACCAUCAAUUCAAUAUUUGAUGAAGUUAAGUUCAGCACUGAUGCUUUUCAAAUGGGUACAAAGAAGGUGCAGGAUGUUGUGGGAACGGUGCAGGGGAUUAAGGUACGUGUCAUUGACACUCCAGGCCUUCUCCCUUCUUUGUCAGACCAGCGGCAGAAUGAGAAGAUCCUCCACUCUGUUAAGCGCUUUAUCAAGAAAACUCCUCCAGAUAUUGUAUUGUAUCUUGAUAGAUUGGACAUGCAGAGCAGGGAUUUUAGUGAUAUGCCACUCUUGCGCACCAUUACUGAGAUAUUUGGUCCAUCUAUAUGGUUCAAUGCAAUUGUGGUCUUAACUCAUGCAGCCUCUGCUCCACCUGAUGGUCCAAAUGGUACUGCUUCUAGUUACGACAUGUUUGUGACCCAGCGUUCUCAUGUUGUCCAGCAAGCCAUUCGUCAAGCAGCUGGAGAUAUGCGGCUUAUGAAUCCUGUUUCAUUAGUAGAGAACCAUUCGGCAUGCAGAACAAAUAGGGCUGGGCAGAGAGUGCUGCCAAAUGGUCAGGUUUGGAAGCCUCAUUUGUUACUGCUCUCUUUUGCAUCAAAGAUUUUGGCUGAAGCAAACGCACUUUUAAAAUUGCAAGAUAGUCCCCCUGGCAAGCCUUUCCCAAAUCGAACAAGAGCACCUCCUUUACCUUUCCUUCUCUCUUCCCUUCUCCAAUCAAGACAACAGGUGAAGCUGCCUGAGGAGCAGUUUGGUGAUGAUGAUGAUGUAGAUGAUGAUCUUGAUGAGUCGUCAGAUUCUGAUGAGGAAACAGAAUUUGAUGAAUUGCCACCAUUUAAACGUCUGACGAAGGCCCAGGAGGCAAGGCUCUCUAAAUCUCAGAAGAAGGCAUAUUUUGAUGAGUUGGAAUAUAGGGAAAAGCUUUUUAUGAAGAAGCAGUUGAAGGAGGAGAAAAAGAGACGGAAGAUGAUGAAGAAGAUGGCAUCUUCGGCAAAGGAUAUGCCUAGUGACUUCAGUGAGAAUGUAGAAGAAGAAAGUGGUGGGGGCGCAUCUUUGCCAAUUCCCUCAGCUGAUUAUAACUUACCUGCUUCUUUCGAUUCUGAUAAUCCUACUUACCGGUAUCGCCAUCUUGAUUCAACCAAUCAGUGGUUUGUAAGGCCUGUUCUAGACAGCCAUGGUUGGGACCAUGAUGUUGGUUAUGAAGGAAUAAAUGUAGAAAGAUUGUUUGUGGUUAGAGACAAAAUACCCUUAUCUUUUUCAAGCCAGGUUACAAAGGAUAAAAAGGAUGCCAAUGUCCAACUGGAAGUAGCCAGUUCAAUAAAGCACGGUGAAGGGAAAGCAACUUCAGUAGGUUUUGAUAUGCAGUCUGUUGGAAAGGAUUUAGCUUACACUCUACGGAGUGAGACAAGGUUUAGUAAUUCUAGGAAGAACAGGGCAACUGCUGGUGUCUCAGUUACUCUCUUGGGUGAUGCCUUAUCAGCUGGAUUGAAAGUUGAAGACAAAUUGAUUGCUAAUAAACGGUUCAGGUUGGUUAUGACUGGUGGCGCAAUGACGGCUCGUGGUGAUGUUGCUUAUGGUGGUAGUUUGGAGGCACAGUUGAGAGAUAAGGAUUAUCCUCUUGGUCGUUCUCUUUCAACUCUAGGUCUUUCUGUCAUGGAUUGGCAUGGUGAUCUUGCCAUUGGUUUAAAUAUACAGUCACAGAUCCCUGUGGGACGGUCUUCAAACUUGAUUGCUCGUGCCAAUCUGAAUAAUAGGGGGGCAGGACAGGUCAGCAUUCGCUUAAAUACCUCGGAACAGAUUCAAAUAGCUUUGGUCGGCCUCGUUCCUCUUCUCAGAAAGCUACUUGGUCAUCUUCAACAAUUGCAGGACAAGUCAGCAUUCGCUUGAAUAGCUUGGAACCGAUUCAAAUAGCUUUGGCCAGCCUCAUUCCUCUCUCAGAAAGCUACUUGGUCAUUUUCAACAAUUGCAGUGUAGUCAAUGAUGAAAUUAGGUUAUACUGCAGCAGCUUCGCGGUUAUAGGAAAUAACUUUUAAAUGACCAUAUCUUAAUGAUGAUCAUAAAAAGUGAGUGAUAAUAAGCUGCUUAUUUCAUCUUCUCUCAUCCCAAAAAGUACCUUUCCUUGAUUAUAGUAAUUUAGCUUCUUUGCUAGAUAUCAGCAUUUGAUGAAUUUUGUUCCCUUUUAAUCUACUGGACCAAGUGUUGCAGCUUGUUCAUAUAUGCUUAUGUCUAAUAUCUCUCUAUUGGUGUGAAAAUUCGUUUUCAUUUUUUUAUUGAUUUAUUUUUUUAAA